Messenger RNA from Aspergillus versicolor CBS 583.65, 1110 nucleotides. RefSeq names its product sugar phosphate isomerase/epimerase family protein. The transcript has a single exon. NCBI's taxonomy places the organism in Eukaryota, Fungi, Ascomycota, Eurotiomycetes, Eurotiales, Aspergillaceae. Bases 1 to 1110 code for a protein of 369 amino acids. The record is from RefSeq and is a predicted model, not a curated record.
AUGGCCCUCAAAAUCGGCAUCCCAACCAUGUCCCUCAGCCGUCCCGGCCUGCACUUACUCGACGACAAACUGCGCACCGCCGCCCAGCACGGCUUCCAAGGCAUCGAGCUCUUCAUCGACGACCUCACCCACCUCGCCGCCACCAAAUUCAACAACUCCCUCCUCGCCGCCGCAAAACACACCUCAGCCCUCGCCCACUCCCUCAACCUCACCAUCAUCUGCCUACAACCCUUCGGCUUCUACGAGGGCCUCCUCGACCGCACCCAAACAACAACCCUACUCACCCAAAAACUGCCCCUCUGGUUCUCCCUCGCCAAAGCCCUCAACACAGACCUCAUCCAGGUCCCCGCAAACUUCCUCCAGAACGACCCAGACACCGGCAGCCCUCGCACAACAGGAGAUCUCCACACCAUCGUCGCAGACCUCCAGACAAUAGCCGACAUCGGCGCCGCCCAGGGCUUCCGCUUCGUCUACGAAGCCCUCUGCUGGUCCACCCACAUCAACACCUGGGAGGCAUCCUGGGAGGUUGUGCAGCGGGUCAACCGUCCCAAUUUCGGGCUGUGUCUGGACUCGUUUAACAUCGCGGGCCGUAUCUAUGCGGACCCGGAGUCUGUCUCGGGCAAAACAGUGGAUGCUGACGCUGCUGUUGCGCAGACGAUACGUACUCUCCACGAGAAGGUAUCCAGCGGUGAGUUGGAUAUUAAGAAAAUCUUCUACGUCCAGCUUGUGGAUGGGGAGAGGUUGAGUGCGCCGCUGGAUGAGAGUCAUCUGUUCUAUGUGCCUGGGCAGCCGGCGCGGAUGAACUGGUCGCGUAAUGCGCGGCUGUUUCCCUGUGAGGAGGAGAGGGGUGGGUAUUUGCCUGUGCUGGAGAUUGCGCGGGCGUUCUUUGAGAUUGGGUUUGAGGGGUGGGUGAGUUUGGAGUUGUUUUCGAGGACUUGUAAUGAUGUUGAUCCGGCGACGCCGGCGGUGCAUGCGGCGAGGGGCAUGGAGAGUUGGAGGAAGGUUGUUAGGGCUCUUGGGUUGGGAGUCGAGGUGCCGGGGAGAGAUAGUCGUGAUUAUAAUGGGAAGAUCACGGCUGCGCAUGAGGAGGUGCUUCAGCAUCGGCUGUAG